This is a messenger RNA of Pneumocystis jirovecii RU7, 1677 nucleotides long. RefSeq lists its product as uncharacterized. The transcript has 6 exons. Gene Ontology annotation, biological process: endonucleolytic cleavage in ITS1 to separate SSU-rRNA from 5.8S rRNA and LSU-rRNA from tricistronic rRNA transcript (SSU-rRNA, 5.8S rRNA, LSU-rRNA). The coding region runs from base 1 to 1677 and encodes 558 amino acids. The record is from RefSeq and is a predicted model, not a curated record. NCBI's taxonomy places the organism in Eukaryota, Fungi, Ascomycota, Pneumocystomycetes, Pneumocystales, Pneumocystaceae. Gene Ontology annotation, cellular component: 90S preribosome; nucleolus.
AUGCAUUUUUUAGAAGAGGACGGGAGUUCAGAGGUAUUAGAUACAUUUGUUAUUAAUGAAGAAUAUGCUCGACGAUAUGAACAUAAUAAGGCACGGGAAGAGCUACAUCGCUUAAAAGAUAAGUAUGGAAAUGAAUAUGAAGAAGAUACGGAAGACUCAGAAACAGAAGAUGAAAUUGGAGAUCUUGCAACACCGUCUAUGAAUGCUGCAAUUUUGGAGACUAUCUUUAAAAUACGUAGUAAAAAUCCGGAGAUUUAUAGAUCAGAUGUAGAUUUUUAUGGGCAUUUGAAAGAGGAAAGAGUAGUCCGAGACAAGUCGAAACCACUGCGUUUGAGUGAUUACCAUCGUGAUCAGCUGUUGAAUCAGCAUCCAAAUGAGCAUGAAGAAGAGGAUGAUGAUAAGGGAUUGUGUAUUGUACGUGAACCAACAUAUGUAGAUGAACAACGUGCUUUAAAAGAAGAAAUAUUGAAUGUUGUACAUGAGGAAACAGUUGAUGAUGACUUUUUAACCCUACGGAAAAAAAGCAAAGAGGAGUUAGAAGAGGAGGAUGAAGCAUAUAAGGAUUUUUUAAUGAAUAGAGUUAGUGAUAAAGCGGGUAAAGAUGUCCUGCGGCAAUGGAUUGAUGUUAGUAAUAAGAUAUUGCAUGAAACUCCUUCCAAUGAGAUAGAUGAUGAAAAAUUUUUGUUUAGCUAUGUUCUUAAUCGGGGAUGGAUUGAUAGGGAUGAGAAUCGUAUUGCCUCUUAUGAUGAGGUUAUUAAAGGACUUGAAUCAGAUGAAUCAUUUGAUGAAAAAGCGGAUGAGUUUGAGGCGAAAUAUAAUUUUCGUUUUGAGGAAAAUGAUGCAAAUCAAAUUGUAAGUUAUUCUCGAAAUAUUACAUCUCUACGUCGAAAAAAUGAGAAAAGAAAGUAUUUACGAGAAAAGAAGAAUCAACUAAAAUAUAUGGAAAAAUUGAAAAAAGAAGAAGAAAUAUCACGUUUAAAAAAAUUAAAAAAAAAAGAAUUGACAGAAAAACUUGAUAAAAUUGCUAAAGUAACGGGUGAUCCUACUCUUAAUUUUGAAGAUAUUGAUAUCGAAGGUGAUUUUGAUCCCGAUCGUUGGUCAGCACGUAUGGAUGAGAUUUUUAAUGAUGCAUAUUAUAGUAAAAAAGAAAAGAAGCCUAUUUUCGAUGAUGAAAUAGAUAUAACAGACAUUGAUCCAGAUUAUAAAGAUUUUUUAAAAGAUAAUAUUGAUACUGAGGUUUUGUCUGGAGAAUAUCAAAAAGGUCAAGGAUUUGAGCAGAAUACAUCGAUUACUAAGCUGUCAAAAAGAGAAAAAGAAAAUAGAAAGAAAAAACUUGAUUCUAUGUUAGAUCAUCAUUAUUAUACAAUUGAUGUUAAAGAAAAUGGUGAAUUUAAGUAUCAACAAGUCGAUCCCUAUGUUUUUGGACUUAGUCGUGCUGAUAUUUUAUAUGCAAAUGAUAAUGAAUUAAACGAAUAUGUAAGCCUUAAAAAACUUACUCCUUAUAAAAAUAAAGAGUUACAUGAAAAAGAUAAGAAAAAGUAUGGGAAAAAGAAACGCCUUAAAGAGUGGAGGAAGAAGAUUUGGGGGGAGCAUUAUAAUAAUCAAAAUGAUACAAUUAUUGAAAAGAGUAAUGUGAAUAUUACGCUUGAUGAUAAAAAAUUAAAAAAGAAAACAUAA